AUGGCACCAAAAGAACCCAAACAAAAAUCCAUUAUCAAGAAAUCCCACCCGGGCGGAAAACCAAAGGGACCAAAACCCCCAAAGCCCCAACCGCGCAAACCACCACCACCACCAUCAACAGCAACAUCCCACAUCAUCCAGACACCAAAACUACAACAACCGCCCCUCCCAACAACCUCCCCCUGCGGCAACCUCCCCCUAAACUGGCCUUCCAACCUCCCCUACCUCACCGCCCCUCUCUUCUCUCCCCUUCUCACCCCCUCCCACUACUCAGCCCUUCGUACUCGUCCACCAGCAGAUUCCAUCGAGCCGCUCGACGAGUUACCAGCCAAUUAUGCGGCAGGACCAUGCAAAAAGGCAGUCAUCUUGCCCAUCACAGACAAGAGACAUCCAGCCUGUGGCCAAGCAGGUCUGUUUGCCGCGAGGGACUUGAAGCCGGGAGAGUUGGUGGUGAGGUACUUGGGGGAGAUUCAUCCGGGAGGGGAGGAGUGGGGUGGGAGGUUGGUUUUUCCUUCUAGCGAAGAAGAGAAGGAGGGGGAGGAGAAGGAGAAGGAGGAGGGUGAUGAGGAUGGAAAAACAGAUAAAGUGAAACAACUGGUGGAGGAAGAGAAAGAAGAAGAAGAACAGGUCCAGUACAACUACAAACAAUCCGACUACGACCUCUGGCUCGACCACGCCCUCGACCUCGCCAUCGACGCCGCGCGGUGCGGCAACGAAGCCCGUUUUGUCAAUGACUACCGCGGCGUUCCCAGCCCUGCCUUUCCACCGGGAUAUAAACCCCAAAGCAAAAAAGAAGAACUUUUCAUGAAGCGGCCCAAUGCCGAGUUCAAGGUGGUCUGGGAUCCGCUAAGGCAAGAAAGGACUAUGGCGGUCUAUGUCCUGCCGGCGGGAAAGAAGGCUGUGGGAAGGGCGAGGGAGGUAGGGGUUGCCAGGGGGGAGGAGGUGGUGGUUAGUUAUGGGAAGGGGUUCUGGGAGGGGAGGAGGAAGGCGGAGGAGGAGGGGGGGUAUGAGGGUUAG
Molecule: messenger RNA, 1017 nt
Organism: Neurospora crassa OR74A
Lineage: Eukaryota; Fungi; Ascomycota; Sordariomycetes; Sordariales; Sordariaceae
Exons: 1
Coding region: 1-1017 (338 amino acids)
Molecular function (GO): protein binding
Source: RefSeq, a predicted model, not a curated record